Molecule: messenger RNA, 1407 nt
Organism: Paramacrobiotus metropolitanus
Lineage: Eukaryota; Metazoa; Tardigrada; Eutardigrada; Parachela; Macrobiotidae
Product: atrial natriuretic peptide receptor 1-like
Exons: 8
Coding region: 1-1407 (468 amino acids)
Molecular function (GO): peptide hormone binding; signaling receptor activity
Source: RefSeq, a predicted model, not a curated record
AUGACGAGCCCAGUGGCAAUAUGUACACUGCCUCCCACGCGCUUUACCCGUCGCUUUAAUAAAGCGCCGGCGCUGGUGCGGUUGGAGUGGCAGACCGCACUCGACACGAUGAUGCGCUUCGUUAAUGCGGCAUUUUUCCUCCCGCUCUUCCUGCCGGUAUCCCGCACACAAUCACCGAAUAAUGCUUCCACGUCGGAAGAAGAGACCGUUACGCGGUCCGUUGUGCAGAAUGCACAAGCGGCCGACUUCUUACCGAAAGUUCUUCCCAGUAUCGGCGAGACGAAAUUGUUGGGCUGUAUUCUGAUGGAACGCGGAGACACGAACGAUUUGUAUGAUUAUAAUAAAGCCGCAGCGGCCUUUGAACUGGCGGUGGAGUGGAUCAACCAGUAUGUCUUCCCGGUUAAUCUCAGCCUGCAGACGCGCUAUCUGGAUAUCGGCAGUAAUUGCGCACCGCGCAAUCGCAUUGUCGCGUACGCGAUGGAUCUGUGGAAUCGCAACAUCAAUUGUGACGUGUAUUUUGGACCGGGGUGUGGUGCGGCGGCGGAGAAUCUCAAUGACUUUGCCGAAUUUACCGGCACACCCAUCUUCGGUUUGCCAGCGGCCAGUGUCGGGAUGAAAGCGUCACUGGAUAAGUACACAUUGGUGUUGCGUCCAUCGAUAACGCAUUCGACACUGGCUAACGUCCUGGUGCGCUUCUUCACGAAAUUCAACUAUACAACACCGUUCUUCUUAUACGACACGUUCAGCCCGUUUUUCCGCGAAAUGGGCGUACUGCUGAGUGCAGCGAUUCUGGAAGAAAACGCCGAUCUGUACUACAGCGCAAAAUUCCAGGGUUUCGACAGCUCAGUGGCCGGUCAUGCCGAUACGGUGGAUUUCCUGGGAGAAGUCUCAAAAAUCUCCCGCGUGCUGAUUAUCCUAGCCAACGCGACGACGGUUAGGAAUAUCAUGGUGACCGCAUUCCAAGAAGGAAUGACGAACGGCGAUUAUGUGUUUCUCGCGUAUUACGACGAGAAGGAUUCGCUGGCUAAACUGGCCUUCCGCCCACUCCUUCUCUUAUCCAUACGCUUGCCCACGGACGACAGUCUAAUGAAUUUUUGGACGGAUGUGCGAGAGCGCGCCCAAAAGAAGGGAUAUUAUCAUUUUGCUUCCGAUUCCAAACCGGAUUUAAUGGUCGCCCAUGUCUAUGAUGCUGUCUACCUCUACGCUUCCGUGGUGGUAACGCUUUUGUCGCGAUAUCAAGACUUCCUGAACGGUUCGCUUGUAGCAGCUUCCGUUGUCAACUUUACCUUCUUCAGUGUGCCUUUAAACCGUCCAGUCGUCAUGGACCAAAACGGUGACCGGGUGUCCACUUAUACCAUUAGAAAUUUCGAUCCCGGAUCGGGAAGUUUAAUGUACGAAAUGAUCUGA